GAAGAUUUCAGGAAGUCACUAUUGAGAAACUCUUGGAAACUGUUAGAAAUCACGGUGUUAAAAAGAUAUGGAGAACAGCUGUCUGUUGCUGGGCUUAAUGCUGGUUGCCAGUGUGACACCAGUGUCUGCUGCAGCACAGCCUGGCAUCAUAGAGAGCCUCCUACUGGCAACCCAUCAGCGUCCUUGGCUCUGGGGUGUCUACGUCUUCACUGUAGGACUUCCUGCCAUUCUUUUCAUUAGCUUCAUGUGGCCUGACAAGAGAUUUGGGCCUCCUGAUGAACAAUAUUACUAUAAGAAGUCUGAUGAUGAUCAACCAGAUGAUCCUGAGUCCUCAAAACUGACAGAGUCAAAGGAUAUUCAUGGAAAGCCUGGCAGAGCAGCGCCAAGAAGGAGAGACACUCAUGGGAAACAGAGGAAGUCUGACUUAGAUCUGAAGGAUCACUAAUGCGUGCAACAAUCUCAGGAGAGAAAAACACACCACCACAAGAGGAUGCUGCAUAAUUACAUCUUUCACCAAUCAUCCAAUCAUAUUGGUGACUGGAUAUUAUUUAAUACAAACAAACAGACUAAUAUAAAAUAUGAUCGUAGUCAGAUUUUAAUCAUUUAUAAUGCCAAAAUGGAGUACUACAUUUGGAGUUGGAAUAAAGCCACAGCCACUCACAGGGUAGAACAUCAGAGACUAAAUAAUACACCCUGUUUUCUUGUGAUUUCAGCUCAGUCAGCUGGUUUGAGUAUAAAACUGGUGCCACCACCUGCUAGCUGCUAAUGCCAGGUGGAAACACUCAGUGCAGUUAUCUACUGCCAAUAAAACAUUAAUUAUGCUUGUUUUUUUCAUAACCAGUUUUAGGAUA
Molecule: messenger RNA, 851 nt
Organism: Scomber scombrus (Atlantic mackerel)
Lineage: Eukaryota; Metazoa; Chordata; Actinopteri; Scombriformes; Scombridae
Product: calnexin-like
Exons: 6
Coding region: 68-445 (125 amino acids)
Source: RefSeq, a predicted model, not a curated record